ACAAAUACUAAAAUAUUAUUACUAAUUUAUCUGUCUUUAUCUUUCCAUUUUGAUGUGCAUACAUAACAAUAUCAUUCCUACCUCACUGCAAAUUAAAAGCUUCACAAAUUACAGAGACACAGCAGUGGUUUGAUUUUCUUAAAAAAACUGUUCAGUUUUCAGUUUUCAGUUGUUUGUUUUAAUUUUAUAUAGAGGAUUAGAUCUAAGAGACAGAGAGAUAUUUUAUUGUUUCUGAAAUGGAUAAUAAAAGCUGUCAAUCUUCUGGUGAUUCUACAAUCACCAGCAGCAACACCAAUCAUAAUUCAGAUCACUAUCUCAAAAACCUCAAUAAACUCUCUCACAAGAUCUCUAAACCAAUCAUACCUAGAAAGCCUCCGACGUCGUUUGACCACGGGCAAUCCUUCAAUAAUGCUCACACUACUUCUAAUGCCAAUCAGCCUCAACCUCAGCCGGCGCAGCAUCAACCGCCGGUCUACAAUAUCAACAAGAGUGAUUUCCGUGACGUCGUUCAGAAGCUCACCGGAUCUCCGUCUCAUGACAGGUACUCUGCUCCGCCGCCUAUUCAUCCGCCUAAGCCUCAAAGCUCUCGUUUGCAGCGUAUACGCCCUCCGCCUCUCGCGCAUGUUACCAACCGUCCUCCUCCUUUGCUAAACAGCGCUCCUAUUCUUAAUCAGCAACCGUCACUGUCUCAACCUCUCAACGCUCCCAUGAGUCAUCUUCAUAUGUCUAUGCCGCGGCCUCCUUCGGCUCCUCUUUCGCCGUUACCUCCUUUUCCGUCGGUUCAUCCGGCGGCUGAAUCUCCGGUCUCUGCUUAUAUGCGUUACCUUCAGAACUCGAUGUCAGCCUCCACCGCUCUUUCCGGCGGCGUUGAUUCUAAUAAUAAGCAGUUUUCAGGAUUCUCUCCGUUAGCACCGCUGGUCUCUCCUAGGUGGAAUAACCUAGCUCCUCCUCCUUCUCAACAACAGCAACCGUUUGCUCCUCCGCCGCAGAUGAUGAUGCCGCAGUUCCAGUUGCCGACGUCUCCGUCGCCUUUUGGAUGCUUGAACUCACCGAAAUCGCCUCAUCCUUUCUUUUCACCAGGCUCAUUACUGUCACCGUCAGCAUUUCCAUUGUCUCCGACAUUACCGGUGGCCAGUCCUAGGUGGAGAAGUCUUUGACUUUGACUUCUUUUUUCUCAUCUUCAGAUCAGGUAAGUGUAAUUUCUGAUGUCGUAAACGAUGUGGUUUAAAAUUUAGAAAGGAAUUCCUUUUUGUUAGGAUAUUAAAUCAUUUGUAUAUAGCUCAGUCAGGGGGUUGGGUUAAUUGGAUUCACCAGUGGUAAGUGGUAACGCUGGUUUCUUUUACAAGGUUGUUAUUUUUUUUAUGUAAAUAGAUUAGAUAAAGAAAUAUGUUAAACAGCAAAACUUUUGUAAUUUGUUCUAUGUUUUUUUGCUAUUGGUGCUUCUGUCUCUUA
Messenger RNA from Mercurialis annua (annual mercury), 1452 nucleotides. Its product is annotated as VQ motif-containing protein 9. The record is from RefSeq and is a predicted model, not a curated record. NCBI's taxonomy places the organism in Eukaryota, Viridiplantae, Streptophyta, Magnoliopsida, Malpighiales, Euphorbiaceae. Bases 237 to 1157 code for a protein of 306 amino acids. The transcript has a single exon.